This is a messenger RNA of Brassica napus (rape), 877 nucleotides long. RefSeq lists its product as uncharacterized. Bases 145 to 696 code for a protein of 183 amino acids. The transcript has a single exon. Lineage: Eukaryota; Viridiplantae; Streptophyta; Magnoliopsida; Brassicales; Brassicaceae. The record is from RefSeq and is a predicted model, not a curated record.
UAACAUUAAUAAUAAUCUCUAACUAUAUUUCCCCCGAACAUUCUCUUGUAUAUAUAACACUUACAUCUUCUUGGAUCCUCUCCUAAACAUACCUCCUUUCUAUUGUUCUCUCUAAAGAGUAAGUCUCCGAUCUUUCUUCUCGUCAUGGGAAACUAUGCUUCUUCGGCUCUAAGCAAAACCUCGUCCUCUUCAUCGGCGGCGAGAGUGAUUCUCCCGGACGGUGAAGUCCGUCACAUUCACGAACCAACUAAAGCCGCAGAGCUUAUGAUGGAGAUUCCCAGCUUCUUCCUCGUCGACGCCAAGUCGUUAAAAAUAGGACGUAAGCUUCACCCGUUAGCCGCCGAUGACGAUCUUGAACUCAAAGGCUGUCACGUCUACGUAACUUUCCCCAUGACGCGUGCCACGUCAGCAGCUAACGCUUCGGACAUGACUAGGUUAUUCCUAGCCGCCAAGAAACAGCAACGCCGCCGAGUUGGUAACAAAUCUUCCCGUGACGGAACAGCCGUGAAGCAUUGUCACAACGGAAGGGUGUCGCCGGACGGAGAAGUGGGGGACGUUGGGGUGAUAACGGCGGUAUCGAAGCUGAGUUUAGAAGAUAUCGAAGAGUUUUCGGCGGCGGAGUUUAUGCAUAGGAUCUCUAUUUCGAAAUCCAAGAAGCCAAAGUUAGAAACUAUAGAUGAAGAAUCUUUGUGUUAACGUACACAAAAUCAAACAAAAAUGGAAAUUUGAUUUUUUUGUUUUCCAACGUUAUUUUUCUUUUAUGUACCAUUUUUUGUUCAUCUAUCAUCCUCUCCGCGCAAGUGGUUUUUCUCUUUUGUGGUAUUAAUGAUGAACAUAAAGAGACAUUAGUCGAGAAUGAACAUGUGGAUUUUUAAUU